Pyrus x bretschneideri (Chinese white pear) is the source of this 2252-nucleotide messenger RNA. Its product is annotated as kinesin-like protein KIN-4C. Lineage: Eukaryota; Viridiplantae; Streptophyta; Magnoliopsida; Rosales; Rosaceae. Gene Ontology annotation, biological process: microtubule-based movement; mitotic spindle organization. Gene Ontology annotation, molecular function: microtubule motor activity. The record is from RefSeq and is a predicted model, not a curated record.
CAAAAAUAUUCCCCAAGUUAAUCAAGUCUAUACACAAAACACAAAAUGACACGUCUCUUUAAAUAGAAACAUUGUGACCGGCUCACACGAAUUUCCACUCCUAAUUUUGGGUAUUUAUUAGUAUGUACCUUAUUAUUAUUUUUUUUUCUCUUUUGUUUGAAUUCAAAUUUUUGAGUUUUAGAAAAGGAGAUUGUUAUUGAGACUUUAAAAAUUUUAUAAUGCACACUUUGCAAUUGUAUUUUUUAUUUUAAAUAAAUAUUUAAAGUGUGUAAUAAAAAUUUUAGAAUAUUAAUAACAUUUUCUUAAAAAAAAAAAAAACCUAAAUGUAGGUGAGUUAGUCAACGUUCAUUUAACUCAUACCUGGCAAAAUUGAAUCAGAAAUUUCCCUCCUUUUAUUUUAUUUUAUUUAAUUACAGGGUAUAUUGUUGGGUCCUCCUUCCUCCCUCCCUCUUCUUCUUCAGCGUACUUUAACGCUUCGCUUCACUCACUCCACUGCAGAAUUCGGGUCCGAUCCGUACCCACUCGAGAACUCGCCGAUUUGGAAGUCAGACGAUGAAGAAAGGCAACCGCCGCGCACAGCGAACCGCCGACGCAUCCACCGGCGAUGAUUACGAGAAGAAAUUUCACCAAUUGGAGCUUGAAAAUAAAGCAUAUCAGAAGGAGCUUGAGGAGCUGAGAUUCAAGCUAGCAAAUGGUUCAUCCACUUCUUGUGACAGCAGUGCUCAAAAGCUGAGAGAGGAUUACAUUCAAAAGUUGACUUUCCUUGAGGAUCAGGUUGCAGUGUUGACGAAGAAGCUAGAUGCUCAGUCUCAACUCUCGGUUCUUAGAAGAAGGGGCGAUGAGCCUACAAAGCAGUUACAGUUCGAGAUUCAGAGGUUGCAGGCUCAGAAGGUUCAAGUGCAAUGUAAGAUGAAGCUUGAGUCUGUGCAGUUCAGAUUGCAAAGGGUUUCCCUGGAAAAAGAAGUUCUUCAGCUCAAAAAAGAGGGUAGGAAGAAUGAACAUGAGAUGCAUAAGCUAUUGGACUCCAAUCAAAGACUGAAGAAGGUUUUGCAUCGAAAGAAUAUGGAAGCUUUCAUGGCCACUAAACGGCUCAGGCAGCUGUUAGAAUCUCGCAAGGCUUUGUUGCACAAAAAAGGUGCUAAAAAUGGGUAGAUUGAAGCAAUUCAGGGUACUGAAUAUGAGUUUAACGAAACAGCAGAGUUACACGAACUAUGUGCUCAAUAUGAACGUCAUAUAGAAGAGAUGGCUGAGGAAGCUGAAAACCUGAAGGAUGAAGCUGAGGCGCAGCAGCAAGAAAUGCCGAGGUGCACAUGCCAGGAGCAAGAGGAUGACUGCUUGGAGAAGGAUUUAGGUAUAAAAGAUCUGAAGGAACAAUUCGUUAGUCUAAGUAGUAUGGUUGGACAACUAAGGCCGCUUGAUGUUGGGAAUAAGUCACAGGGAACUAUGAGCCAACAUUCUAUUUCUGUUGGGAGUAAUAGUUACAAGUUAGUGGAGGACAUCACCCCAUCUGCCUCAGAAAACUCGAACGUUGUAAAAGUUAAAACUGCAUCAACAGUGUGCUGGUCAUGCAGUAAGAGUUCCUUGUGCAAGACGAUGAAAUGCAGAUGUCGAUCCACGGGUGGCAGCUCUGGGGCAUCAUGUGGCUGUGUUGCCUCUAAGUGCAGCAAUAGGGGAUUGACAGUUCAAAUUAAGUUGAAUGAGUCGUCACAAUCAGAGACGGUUGAUGGCAUUUUGAACUGUUCAGAUACAACUGAAGUGGAGAAGGAUAGCUCAGUGGCUUAUCAAGGUGCAAUGCUACUUCAGAAUGCUUUAGUUCAGAAGCCUGCAUAGCCGAAUGACAAUCUUGGGCCAAGAAAGAAACUAUUACCUGAUAUUGGGAACCUACUGAAUUGUGUUUUUACGGUGAAUGCAGACGCUUCAAAACCUGCCCCAAAUAAAAAGGGACGACAGCCAGCAAUUCGACUUGUUAAUGUAAAUGCUGAAGGCAAAAAAGGAGCAGAGGGUGCAAUGCAAGCAGAAGGUUAAGAUAAAAUUUUCGUCACGAAAGAGAACCGCUGUAGCGAGACAGUGAUGGAGAAGGAGAGUCACUGUAGUGAGGCAUUGGUUGAGAGAAUCACCGUGUUGAACUCUCAGAUAUAAUUGAUAGAAAGUCGGAUUUACGAUAGAGAUGUCUUUGAUUUGGAUGAAAUACCAUUCAGUUUUUUCUUCUUUCGCUUUGAAUGCCAUUUUGGUCUCGAAUUGAAAUCUAGUUA